AAUAUGGCUUUCUCUAUCUGGUUACGCGCGCAACGCGAAUCGGCGCCGUCGCGUUGCCUUGUGGAUCAGCGCGAGCCUGUCCCCACCUGGACCCACCUUAUUCGGCCUUCUUCGGUUAUUCAAGCGAAUACGAGAGAAAUACUGUCUUAUCGUAUCUGGAGGACUGCCGUACUAGCUACGCCCGCCUCGCGCAUAGCUCGUACCUGGCCUAAAUCGCCCCGUCGUCCAGUACCUCAUGACCAUGCUGGCCCAUCCACGAACCCGGACGCCAUUCAAAUUUCAAAACCACUCACGCAGUCGCAGCUGCAUCCAGCGGAGGAACCAAGCCCUCCGGGGCCCCUCGCCUGGAUCAUCAGAUUUCUCAGAAAAUCGCCAAUAGAUCUUGGUCCCGGGUCAUUCACCGAUCUCCUGUUCAGAUUUUCUUCGGCUCCUUCCCAACAGAAAUCGCCCCAGAUCUGAGCGAGCUAGAGGAGGAGGAGGCAGACGAGGAAGACGAGGUAGAGCAUCCUGAUUCCUAGAGUGUCUCUCCUUCCUCAAGCCAAGAUGGCGAGAAGAAUAUGUCCAUAGAUAUAGGAUCUCAUUCAGAUGGGGAUUUUAAUAACAAGGCCAUCCCCGAGUUUUUCAACGGCGCAGAUGGGGAUGACAUCGAAGAGCAUGGAACUAAAGUGCAGCCCAAUCCAUCUCCAUGGCGUCAAAGGGUCCGACUUGGCAAGAUACCUGAUCGCCGUGCCACAUCGUCUGGCAGGGUCAGUGCUUUGGAGAAUUCAAUGAAGAAAUACGCAGAUAAGAAAUCAGAGUUCGUUGUCAAGCCAGAGAUCAGCCAGGAAUUUGAUUCCUUGGCCGAAGCCUACGACUUUUACAACCUAUACUCUUGGGAGAUUGGCUUUGGCAUCAAGUACGGACAAUGCAGAAGGAAAGUUGAAAAAUGCAAGACUGUCCAGGACAUAGUUUGUGGAUGCACAGGAAAACCACGCAGGGUGAAUUCCCACUCAGUAUGUUGCCAAUGCCCUGCAUUUAUAAGGUUGCAUCGCACACUGGACCAUGGUUGGUUCAUCCAUGAUGUGAAGUAUGAGCAUAAUCACGGCAUGGCACAAACUUGCGGAGAGAAGUUGCAUUGGGCAUCUCACAGGCACAUUGAUGCCCAUGCCAAAGAUAUUGUCAUGUACCUUAGGAACAACAACAUAUCGUUAAGCAAGACUUUCGGGGUGAUUGCAAGCUUUUUUGGAGAUAUGCAGAACUUGCCCUUUAACAAGAGGUCUCUACGUUACCUUUGCAAAAGGAUGAAUCAACAACAGGGUGAUGACGACAUUAGGAAGACAAUUCAGCUCUUCUCUGAAUUGAAAGAGAAGGAUCCAAAUUUUGUUGACAAUGUGCUUGUUGAUGAUGAGAGCAAGAUCAAGGAAUUGAUGUGGACAGAUGGUAAGAGCUGCCACCAGUACAAAUUUUUUGGAGAUGCAAUAACCUUUGCCACGACAUAUCGUACCAACCAGUAUGAUAUGCCCUUCGGAUUGUUUGUUGGUGUCAAUAAUCACUUUCAGAGCAUCAUCCUUGGAGGUGUAUUGCUUCGUGAUGAAACAACCGAGACCUUUGAGUGGGUGUUCAGCGAAUUUGUGUCCUUGAUGGGAGGACAUGCUCCAAAAACAAUACUGAGAGACCAAGCCCGUGCAAUGGAGCUUGCCAUAGCUUCCCAGUGGCCUAAUACAAUUCACAGAUGGUGCAAAUGGCAUGUAUUGCAGAAAGCCAGGGAAAACCUUGGACCUAUUUACUCAAGAAACAAUGAUUUCAAAGAUGAGUUCCACAAACAUCUAGAGUACAUGGUUACAGUAGAUGAGUUUGAAACUGCAUGGGCAUAUUUGAUUGAGAAAUAUCAACUCGAAGACCACCCAUGGCUCACUCAGAUAUAUGAAGUUAGAGCAAAAUGGGCAAAGCCAUACUUUUCAGGAGUUUUUUGUGCAAGGAUGACGAGCACGCAACGUUCGGAGAGUGCAAACCAUAUGCUAAAAAAUUAUGUUCAGCCGGCAUCGUCCAUGAACAAUUUUGUGAGGCAGUAUCAGAAACUAAUGUUCGACCGACAACCAGAGGAAGAUUUUCAAGAGAAGAAGACUCGUGUGGGUGGUGUUGUUCUUAACCUCGGAGUGCCACUAGAAUUCCAUGCAAGCAAGGUCUACACCUUAGCUAUGUACGAGCUAUUUCAGCACGCGAUUUACUUAUCAGGGUCAUUUGUGCUGCAAGAGGCUUGGGAGUUAGAGCAAGGUAUGGUGUAUAUCGUUAACCACAUAUAUGCAGAGAGGAGGCAAGCAUGGUCCAGGACACAAUACCAUGUUUUGUUUGAUGAGGGAUCUGGAGGAUAUUUAUGUGAGUGUGGCCUUUACUCACACAUGGGCAUGUUGUGCUGCCAUGCUAUCCGGGUUCUACUCUCCCUCAGAGUUAGGGAGAUCCCGGAGGUGCACAUCAUGAAGAGAUGGACGAAGAACGCGUGCGAGGCUCUGCCGAAGCAUCUGAUGAUAUAUAAAGAAUGCAACUCUGCUUUGAAGGAUGCUACAUAUCGCCACUCUUCGCUGUACAGUAAGGCGCUUGAGAUUGUUCAGAUGGGCGACAAGAACACCGAAGCUUACGGCGUUGCAAUGAAGGUUUUGCUGGACGCAAUAAGUACCCUAAAUGAUACCAACCAGGAGAGUGAUGGUCGGGGGUUACAUGAUCAGACUGCGGCUCAAGUUCAUGACCAAGAUAUCAGUGUAACACCAGGAACAGAUGGAUUGUCAGGAUCAAUGAAUGUUGUAUCACGCAAUAGGGAUCGAGGGAGGCCAACAAACGCAAGAGCAAAGCCAAAUUAUGAAAAUGUGAGCAAGCCUAGAACAAAGUUUUUCUCUAUUUGUAGAGGGAGGGGUCACAAAGCUUCAGGAUGCCCCUCAUACGGAGGUGCAACAAAAAAACAGAGGAAAGUUCCAAAGUGUUCCAAGUGCGGCCUUGAAGGCCACAAGAGGAAUAACUGCUCGGGAAGAAUGUUCGGUGUCUUCCAGUGACAAAGCUUUAGUUAAAUGGGUCCAGUCCGAUAAAGAACUUUGCAACAAGUUUUCUUUUGAUGCACAUCUUGUGCAUUUGUUUGGUAGCAAGCGGUUUUUGUUGGUACCAAAUGUCUAGAAUGACUGUUAAGAAUUGCCUAAUUCGAAAGAUAGAGGUUGUACUAACGCGAAAACCAUAAGUGGUAAUACAUGACUUUGCUAUAUGAGGUCCCCUGA
Messenger RNA from Hordeum vulgare subsp. vulgare (domesticated barley), 3239 nucleotides. Its product is annotated as protein FAR1-RELATED SEQUENCE 7-like. Gene Ontology annotation, molecular function: nucleic acid binding; zinc ion binding. The record is from RefSeq and is a predicted model, not a curated record. Lineage: Eukaryota; Viridiplantae; Streptophyta; Magnoliopsida; Poales; Poaceae. The coding region runs from base 558 to 3023 and encodes 821 amino acids. Gene Ontology annotation, biological process: regulation of DNA-templated transcription. The transcript has 7 exons.